AUGCUUAUUUGAUUUCUAAAGCAAGUGACAUCAUUUCACUGCGACACCACUAACAACAAACUGCGGCAUUACAGCUGCGACUUUAUAGUGAUCGGUGCGAAGAAACCAGGAUUGGUAUUUUAGAGACACGACAAACAGAAGGUGAUGGCAGACCUUGGACUGAAGGAAGGAGACCGAGUUCUGCUGGUCUGGACCCAGCCAUCUUCUUCCACAGCACUGAAGGAGUUUGCUGAGCGUAUCGGCAAGAUUGUUGGCAACCAGAGUCUGGUGUCUUUGGAAAACAUGGAGAGACUACAACUUGCUUCUCAACAAGCUUCAAGUUACGACUGGGUUCUCUCAGGCCUUAUGACUGACAGCUCACCAAUCCACAGCUCUGAAAUACUGGCAGAGAUCGCCAGAGUGAUGAAACCUGGUGGGAAACUUGUGCUAGAGGAGCCAGUGAUGGGAUCUGAGGAGAAUGGUGUUAGAACCGCUGGGAAGCUGAUGUCAGCUUUGAAACUCUCUGGUUUAGUGUCGGUUUCAGAGGUCAAGACAGAGCCCUUGAGCCCAGAAGCAAUUGCAGCUCUAAAGGAGCGCAAUCAGUUCCAGGGAAACACACUUUCAAGGGUUCGCAUGUCUGCAUCUAAACCCAACUUUGAGGUUGGCUCCUCUACCCAGCUAAAACUCUCCUUUGGCAAGAAAACCACAACAACAGAGAAACCCCCCCUUGAUCCGAGUACUGCUAAAAUGUGGACUCUCUCAGCCAAUGAUAUAGAUGAUGAUGAUGUGGAUUUGGUAGACUCCGAUGCACUUCUGGAUGCUGAUGAUCUGAAGAAGCCUGACCCGUCCUCGCUCAAGGCGCCCUGUGGAGAUGAUUCAAAAAAGAAAAAAAAAGCCUGCAAGAAUUGCACAUGUGGUCUUGCUGAGGAAUUGGAACAGGAAACUAAAACCACUCAGAAAGCCAGCCUGCCUAAAUCAGCCUGUGGAAGUUGUUAUCUGGGUGAUGCCUUCCGAUGUGCCAGCUGUCCGUAUUUAGGCAUGCCUGCCUUCAAACCUGGAGAAAAGGUUUUGCUGGCCAACACUGACAUAGCUGAUGUAUAGAUACUCAUUAUGAGAUAAGACUUCAUUCCGUUCACUCUGGGCUCCGGAUUACCUUUCCAUCUCUGUAAUUAACAGACACGCAGCUCUUAAAUAUGUUAUUAAAAUGAAAGAACUAAUGAUACCCACAGUUAAUACAAUAGAAAACAUUUAUGCACAGUUCAGUUGGAAGUGUCUCAUUCCAUCAGAUUGUUACAUUUUUAAUCUGUCCAAGAGUUUUAAGUAUCCAGAGAGCAACUGAACAGCACUUCACUCAAAUUCAUACUCAAAAUAUAAAUGAAUCUCUAAUGAUGUAUCAAUCCAUCCCACAUCUUUAUUUAGAAACAGAGAAUCUUCACUUUGGGUGUAUGUUUUUUUUUUUUUAAGUAGCUCUGUGUGUAUUUUGCCAUCUGUAUAAUAUAAGGUGAUUGUUUUGAGCUAAAAAAAAAAGCUGUUAAAUAAAAUCUUAAAAGAAUA
Myxocyprinus asiaticus (Chinese sucker) is the source of this 1533-nucleotide messenger RNA. RefSeq names its product anamorsin-like. Gene Ontology annotation, cellular component: cytoplasm. Bases 145 to 1080 code for a protein of 311 amino acids. The transcript is spliced from 8 exons. Gene Ontology annotation, molecular function: iron-sulfur cluster binding. Gene Ontology annotation, biological process: iron-sulfur cluster assembly. The record is from RefSeq and is a predicted model, not a curated record. NCBI's taxonomy places the organism in Eukaryota, Metazoa, Chordata, Actinopteri, Cypriniformes, Catostomidae.